Rhineura floridana is the source of this 2624-nucleotide messenger RNA. RefSeq names its product interleukin 11 receptor subunit alpha (gene IL11RA). The transcript is spliced from 15 exons. NCBI's taxonomy places the organism in Eukaryota, Metazoa, Chordata, Lepidosauria, Squamata, Rhineuridae. The record is from RefSeq and is a predicted model, not a curated record. Gene Ontology annotation, biological process: cytokine-mediated signaling pathway. Gene Ontology annotation, cellular component: membrane; external side of plasma membrane. Gene Ontology annotation, molecular function: cytokine receptor activity; protein binding. Bases 398 to 1645 code for a protein of 415 amino acids.
GCCAAGCCGAGAAGCAGGCGGGCGGGCGGGCGGGCCGACGACCUCCCUGCCCCCCGCGUCCUCCUCGUCCGGAGGAGGCGGAGCGGAGGCGGCAGAGCAGGACGACCGGCCGCCGGCAUGCGCGGGUAGCAGCCCCGGGACUGAGGAGGAGGAGAGUUUUUGUGAUCCGGCAGCUUGAAGGCCAUGGGGAACAGGAGAGGCAGAAGCAGCAGGACUUGAAGAACUUCAACUGGAUGUGCAUGGGCCAGGAGUGGACCCUGCUGCCACAGUCCAGCCGCCCAUGCCUUGAACAUCUGGAAAGGGGCGAUUGAGAGGCACUCCAGAUGCCUGCCUCACACCUGUGGAAGUCCCUUCCCUUGGAUGUUUGAUUUUCUGCAGAACUCCCUUCUCCACAGAGAUGCUGACCCCUGUCUCAUAUGUCGGCAGAGUGGUGGUCCUCUUGGCGGCUGUUUUGGUGACCACAUCCAUCACCAUGUCGGGAGAAUGGGGAGAAGAAGGGGUGACGUAUGGCCAGCUGGGAAAAGAUGUGAUCCUGACGUGUGCGGGAGCGAGUCCAGGCUCCCCGGUGGAAUGGCGGUGGGAUGGCGCCACGGUGCUCCCGGGGGACUCGGCAGCCCCGCCAGGGCAGCUCCUCCUGCCCCGUGCCCAGCUCGCCUCCGAAGGGAUCUACAGCUGCCACGACACCAGCGGGCUCCUCCUCAGCUCCACUGCGCUUCGUCUCGGCCGCCUGCCCGGGGUGCCCUCCUUCUCCUGCAGAGCGUCAAACUAUGAGAACUUUUCCUGCUUCUGGGCUUCCAGUGUCGAGACCUUUCUGCCAACCAGAUACAUCGCCACCUAUAGGAAAAGGCUCCAGCAGCCCAAAGAUGAGAGCCAAAGGUCUCCGACUAGCGACAUGGGGCUGUGCAUCCAGGAUCCUGCCCACCCGCUCUUGUGCACCGUCAGCAAAUCUCAGUUCUGGAGCUCCUACCGCAUGAAUGUGACGGAGGUGAAUCCGCUGGGCUCCAGCUUCCGACUCCAGGACAUCACCGUCCAAGCCAUCCUCAAGCCAGACCCCCCAGAGGGCCUGCGGGCAGAGCCGGUGCCUGCGGCCCCAAGACGGUUGCACGUAAGCUGGGAGUAUCCUUCCUCGUGGCCCAGAGAGCCUCACUUCCAACUCAGGUUCCGGCUGCAGUAUCGACCCGUCAUCUACAAUUCCUGGUCUGUGGUGGAGACAGCCAAUGUGUCCGAGGUGAUCACCGAUGCCUUCAUGGGCUUGGAGCAUGUGGUCCAAGUGAGCGCUAAGGACUUCCUUGAUGCCGGGAGCUGGAGCGAGUGGAGUGCUGAGGCGUGGGCCACGCCUGCCACUGGACAAACGGCAGCACCCAGCGAAGCCGCCACUGCCGCCGCCGAGCCCGAGUGGCCAGCUGAGGAGCCCUCUCUGGCCCCCAAUAAUGAGCCUGUUGCAGGCCGCAGUGACCCCACGGAGAAGGUGGCAGUUCUGGUGUCGCUUGGCGUCUUUGCCUUCUUUGUCUUGGCGGUGAUUCUGGCCUUUGCCUUUCUGUUGUGGAUCCGGAUGAAGAAACACAGCAAAGAGGCCACCAAAAACCAUGACCUCCUCGCAGCUGCUAUCCACAUGAAGGCCUUGCCCAAAGCUCAGAUCUUGUAGCAAGGACCACGACCAUCCCCCAGCAGCACAGCCCCCACUCCCAAGAGGGGGCACAACAGCACCACUGACCUCACCACCUGCAGCUGCCCAUCAACCCUCGGAGAGGUGCGCUGUGGGGUGCCCCUUCCCCUGCCCCACCACUACAGCAGAAGGACCCUCUUGGGAAAGAAGCUCAGCACCCGGGCCUUUUGGGGGAGGCCCACUGGCCUGGGGGGCACCGUGGCUGCCUGAACACCAGUUCCCCCCUUUGACACCAGCAAACCAGAUGCUGGAGGCUUCUGGUUUGGACUAGGCGAUAGCACCCUCUGCCCAGCGCAGAACAGCAGGAGGACAACAGCAAAAACUGCCGUUGAGAUUUCCGUGCCCGCUGAGCCUGGUGGACAGCAUCUGUGCCAGGAAGGGCUGGCAGAAGGCCUGGCCCUGUUGCCCUUGCUUCUGGUGCCAUCAUCCCCCGCAUGGAGCUACAGCGUGAGCCGUGGGACAGUUGCGAGGUUUGGCUACGCUCUCCUCCUCCCCACCCCGUUUGCCACCCGUCAAAGGCAGCAUCCCUCAGUGAGCCAACGUCCGUCUGGAGCCCAGGCAGGGGAUCUGCACCGGGGGAAUCCUGCACCCUCUUCCAGGAAGGGAAUGGCAGACAAGGAGAGAGACCUUAAGGGGCGGAGCCUGGCAAAGACACCCCCCCCCAAAAAAAUGACCGCGUCCGGCAGCAAGAAUGGCAAAGACCUGGGGCCCUUCAGGUGUCAUCGGACUUGCAGCUCCUCUUGUGCCAGCCAGCACAGAAGGAGGGUGACGGGGUGACGGGAGUUGGGAUGGCAGCAUCUGGAGGGCCAGAGGCUCCCUAGCCCUGCAGUGUGGCAGCCGGCUGCGUGUGCGUGUGGGCAUGCUCGUGCACACACGUGAACCCGUUUGGAUGGGACUCCUUUCAGCGUUUGGGACCUGGAAUUUAAUUCUCUUUGUUUUAAUGAAUAUUUAGCAGUCA